This is a messenger RNA of Fusarium coffeatum, 3141 nucleotides long. RefSeq lists its product as uncharacterized. The coding region runs from base 1 to 3141 and encodes 1046 amino acids. The transcript has 6 exons. The record is from RefSeq and is a predicted model, not a curated record. Lineage: Eukaryota; Fungi; Ascomycota; Sordariomycetes; Hypocreales; Nectriaceae.
AUGGCCGGCCUAUUUUCUCGCCUCAAGGGCAAGGAUGGCAAGUCCAAGAAGAAAGGCGCAAACGACUCCGAAAAUGAGCAACCAACAAAACCACAAUGGACAGAUGCUUGGGCACGAACAAACGUUGAACCUGAGGAGGUUCACGAACUGAUCCGGUGUUGUACGGAGGAGCUCAAGGCACGAGGCCUCGACCACCCAUUCCUCCUAUUGCCAUAUCGUCCGACCUCCGAUCCCAGUGCUGUGCGCUCAUUCAUUCGCCAUUUCUUCGAGUCCCAUGCCACUCUGCGGGGUGAACAAUUGACACAAGAGCUGCGUAUGACAGAGCCUAUGGUGGUUUCUGGUGUAGCAAAAUGGUGUUGGAGUCGGCUUCAGGGCGGUAUUGUUGGCUGGGAUGCAUACGAGCUAUUCAAAGUGGGAGAAGUUGACUCGAACAUGGCCCGAGAUUCUUUCAAGACCUUCAUUCCCAUCAGUGUUGAGAACGGUGCCCGCCAACGCAUCAUCUUCGACUUCUUCGAUCUCCUAGCAGCUGUCGCAGCACAUGGAAAGUCAAAUGGUCUCGGUGGACGAAAGCUUUCGCGAAUGGCGGCAUGGUGGACAUUCGAGCACAAGGAUACCAAGAAGGGGUUCGAAGGGGGAUACGACCACUGGCUUCGUGCUGCCGAUGCGACAAGCCACAUGUUCUUCGCUUUCCUCCGAUCUCUAUCGCCUGAACAAAACGUCACUGGUAUUACAAUGCUGCCCAGAUCCCUUCAGAAGCUCCUUCAAGAAACCGAGUACCCUCCUCAACGACCCGAACUUAUGAUGACCAAGACGUAUAAGGUUGUCAUGAUUGUGGACACAGUAUCGCCAACCCCUUUUGCUCUGUUACGAAGAGCCAACCACUUCCAAUAUCGCGAUGAGGACCGCGCGCUCCAGGAGUUCUCCGAGUUUGAGGAUCCCGUACAGGCCUUGACUGAUGAGUGUCGUCGUGUUCUUAAGGCCAUCUCUGGCGCCAAUCAGUCACAGGCCUCAAGCUCUAAGCAUUCUACGAGCUUGCGCGAUGCAUCCUGGUCGAGAUUUGAGGACAUUGGCUUUUCCACUACCUUGGAUGAGGAAGAGGAUGACGAUGACAGCGCCCUGGCCUACAAGCGACAGCCACCGGCUCUAAGAAGAACACCCGCCUCCGGCAAUGGAUUGGAUCGACCGACAACUCCCUCAUGGGCUGAUUUUCUCUCUGCAGGUUUCGUAGAUGAGAACCAAGGCGCGCGACAGAAUUUGCUUCUGCCUCCUGACAAAGUUCUACCUCCCCUUGAAACACAAAGACAGCACAGUUCCCAAUCUCACCGACCCCGACUUGAACAUGAUCAGUCUCUCGAGCCAGGUGAGCUCGCAAGCAUCACAACACUCCCACUCGACGACUCAUUCUGGUGGGUUUGGAUGGCCAGUCUUGCUCCCGAAGAGACUGCAGAGCGUAAAUCUGCCUUUGGUCGAUGCGCUGUUAUCGAGACCAAGAUUACUAGUGGUCGCUGGCUAGUAAUGGAGGAAAUGGUGGCCGGCGCAGCACCUGAGCCCCAGGAGGGCGCUUACAUUGCAGAGAAGAAGGGAUUCUUCAGCUGGACGAAGCGUGGAAAAGGCCUUGGUCGCCGAAAGUCGACAGCCAACAAAUCAGUUGACAACAUAGGCCAAGGCACCAGCAAGACCAGCAUUGGUCCUGAUACUCAUGCCCGAAUCCAAGCCAAGGCUGCCCAGCUUCGUGCACAGGAGCAACAGGAGAAGAAACUGGCCUCGCAGCCCUUGUACCAACGUCGUGGUCGAACAGAUGCUGAGCUUAUGGCGGAAAAGACUAACAGUGUUCUAACCCUUCAGCCCACCAUCAUCGGCGAGGCUUCAUCAGCAUUGAAAUGGGUAUCCAAGUAUGACAAGGGAACAAUUAAGGAUUUUUACCUUGCCAACAACAAUGCUGGCCGUGGAAACAUGGUAUCGCCCAUUCCCUCUGAGAGUAUGAACGAUGCUGCUUCCCACAAUGGCGUACAGGCUCAGGAGCAACCUCCACAGGUGCCCGUUAAGGAUGUGGUAUCACCUAUUACCUCCCCCACAUUUUCCUCCCAUGCUCCCAGUGAGGUGCUCCGCAAACCAGUUCCUCAGCCGGAGCUGCCCACUGCUGCUGCGCCCGAACAAGCUGCGCCAGAGCCUGCCCAGGCGCCUCCUCCCGUUCCUGUCCAAGAGACCGCCCCCGAACCUGCUCAUGAGCAUGUGCCUGAGCCACAAAGGCCUGUCAGCCCUAUGAGCCCUAUGCCACCUCCUAAGGACGAUGAACCUAUCCAAGAUGUUUCUCGUGAAGGCAUGGUCUCGCCCACCCCAUCAAGCCCUGAGAACAAGAAGAAGAAGAAACUUCAGAAGGCAGAAAAGGAAAACCGUGGUUUCCGUAAGCUCUUCCGUAAGAACAGAAGCUCCAAGGUGCCAGACGAUGCUGCUGCGAAUGUUCAUGCCUUCCUUCGCCAGAACCAAGCAACUCCAGAGCCACCUCAACAGACUCCUACUCCGGCAGACACACCUGAGCAGAUGGCUCCUGCUCAGAAGGUCCAACCUGAGGAGACCCCUGAGGCCCCUACGCCUGCCGCUGAGUUUGUAACACCUAUGGAGGAGCCUAUUGAGCGUGUCGACACGCCUCAGAAGAACCCUGAGAUUAUUGAGCCCACCAUGGACCAGUCACAGAUUCCUAUGGGUGCUAAGGACUCUCCUGCUCAGAACUCUGUCCCUCGGUUCAACCAGGGUCCCCUUGAGGAACAACCAGCCUUUGCUCCCGAUUCGGAUGACGAGGACGACGCCACGCCUCCCCCUAUUCCACGAUCUCCUCGCCACUCUCCUCAAAUCGGAGGUCCAUCCCAGUCUGAGGAGAAGUUGAGUCACAGCGCAGGCCCAGGUGUUCAAGACCGAUGGGCCCAGAUUCGAAAGAACGCUGCCGAAAGAGCUGCUACACGUCCUGAUGAGCAGUUGAGGCCAACCUACAGUCACAGCAACAGGACUGGAGACAAUGACGAUGAUACAAGUGGGGAAGAGACCAUUGAAUCUCGUGUCGCCCGAAUCAAGGCUCGUGUCGCCGAGUUGACGAACAACAUGGAGGGCACAAAUGGACCCCAGCCCCAGAACACUCGUUACUAA